AAAUGUAAAUGAGCAGGUUAACAACCUCAGUGUUGCAAUGUUCUGACCUUAAAUCUGCUUGGAUAACCCUGCGGCGACAUUUGUCCUUUUGGAAUAGGGCAAAUAGUGUAUGACAGCAGGAAUCCAGCCAGGGCCCUGAGCUGUGAGGCAGAGAGAGAAGAGGACAGAAGAAUCAACAAGCUAGAGAUUGCUAAAACCAGCAUCCAAGUUGGCUCCUGAUUCCUGAUGAAACCAUCCCUCAGCUUUGAGAGGGAGUCUGUUAAAUCAUGAAACUAAUUGCCAUCCUUUUCCUCUGCUCCAGGCUGCUACCAAGUUUAACCCAAGAACCGUUCUCUGAGGAAAUUGACUGCAAUGAUGAGGAAGUAUUUAAGGCUGUGGAUGCUGCUCUGAAGAAGUAUAACAGUAAAAACCACACUGUCAACCAGUUUGUAUUGUACCGCAUAACUGAAGUCACUAAGACGGUUAACCCUAACAUCUUUUAUUCCGUUAAGUACCAGAUCAGGGAGGGUGAUUGUCCUGUUCAAAGCGGCAAAACCUGGCAGGAUUGUGACUACAAGGAAGCUGCAGAAGCUGCCACAGGAGAAUGCACAGCGACCGUAGGGAAGAGGGAGAAAGAAAAAUUUACCGUGGCUACCCAGACCUGCCAGAUUACUCCAGUCGAGGGCUCUGUGGUGACGGCCAAGUAUGACUGCCGUGGCUGUGUACAUCCCAUAUCAACAGACAGCCCUGACCUGGAGCCCGUCCUGAGACACGGCGUUCAACAUUUUAAUAACAACACUGAUCGUUCCUACCUCUUUACUCUUAAUGAAGUAAAACGGGCCCAAAGACAGGUGGUGGCUGGAUGGAACUUUCAAGUUACCUACUCAAUUGUGCAAACUAAUUGUUCCAAGGAGAAUUUUCUGUUCUUAACUCCAGAAUGCAAGCCCCUUUCAGAUGGUGAUAUCGGUGAAUGUACAGAUGAUGCAUACAUGGAUAUUCAGCAAAGAAUUGCUGACUACUCACAGGAGUGUGACAUUUAUCCAGGGGAAGAUUUUGUACAACCACCUACCAAGAUGUGUCUUGGCUGCCCCGCAGAUAUACCUGUCAACAGCCCAGAGCUGGAGGAGGCACUGACUCAUUCUGUCACAAAGCUUAAUGCAGAGAAUAACGAAACUUUCUAUUUCAAGAUUGACACAGUGAAAAGAGCAAAAGUACAGGUGGUGGCUGGAAAGAAAUAUUCUAUUGAGUUCACUGCCAGGGAAACCACAUGUUCCAAGGAAAGUAAUGAGAAGUUGACUGAAAGCUGUGAGAUCAAAACCCCUGGCCAAAGUCUAGACUGCACUGCUGAAGUUUAUGUGGUACCUUGGGAGAAAAAAAUUUACCCUACUGUCAACUGUAAACCACGAGGAAUGACGUCAUUGAUGAAAAGACCUCCAGGUUUCUCACCUUUCCGAUCAGUACAAGUAGAGGAAAUAAGAGAAGGAACAACUGUAAGUCCACCCCACACUUCCAUGGUUCCUGUACAAGAUGAAGAGCAGGAUCCAAGAAAAGAACAAGGACCCACUCAUGGGCAUGGCUGGGGCCACAAAAAGCAAAUAAAACAUGACCUUGGCCAUGGCCAUAAACAUGAGCAUGACCAAGGCCAUGGGCACUUUGGACCUCAAAAACAACAUGGUCUUGGCCAUGGACACCAACAGCAACAUGGCCUUGGGCAUGGACAUCAACUCAAACUUCACCUUGAUCUUGAACCCCAAGGGGGCCAUGGCCUCGACCAUGAAGAUAAACAGAAGCAUGGUCAUGGCCAUCAAAAACAUAAAAAUAAAGGCAAAAACAAUGGAAAACUCAAUGGUUGGAAAACAGGGCAUUUGGCAAGCUCUUCUGAAGACAGUACUACACCUUCUGCACAGACACAAGAGAAGACAGAAGGGCCAACGCCUAUUCCUUCCCUAGCCUGGCCAGAUGUAGCUGUUACCCAUUCUGACUUCCAGGACUCAGAUCUCAUUGCAACUAUGAUGCCUAAUAUAUCACCAACUCCUACAGAAAAUGAUGAUGAUUGGAUCCCUGACAUCCAGAUAGAACCAAAUAGCCUUUCAUUUACCCAGAUAUCAGAUUUUCCAGAAACAACCUCCCCCAAAUGUCCUGGACGCCCCUGGAAGCCAGUUAAUGAAAUGAAUCCAAAUAUGGAAAUGAAAGAAUCCCAUGAUUUCAAUCUCUCUGAUGCUGUUUAUUAAUUUAUGCAGCCAUAGAUAUUCCUUUAACAUUUCAUCAUCCCCUCUCCGCAUUGUCCACAAACAAAUAUUCCUGAUACAAUACACCAAAAACCAUGAAGCUUCAGAACAGCCUAGAGAGAAGCGGUGGGACUCCCAUUGGGGACACUGUCAAUCUCUGUGGACUACAUAAAAUUGUGUGUCAGAAUUCUGAAUCCUUUCUGAGUUUUCUAAACUAGCACAGAAAAUGGACAAACUAAUGUGCCUUAUAGCCUAUUGCAAUUUGCUUCUAUGAUAACAAAUAUGUACCUUAAAAUGUAUGCCAUCAAUUUUCAUACCAAUAUUCUUGACAUUCUAAAUAAACUGUGGCACCUGUUCCCUAAAAGCAUAUGAAAAUAAGGGAAGUCAGGGGACUGGAUGCUGAACUUAUUAAUUGGGUAAAAAAAUAAUAAUACCUAAAAAGUUCCAGAUGUCAAAAAGGGAUAAUAAGAAAGAAAUACACGUUGGCCAAAGGGAGGAAAGGGGAAAGUAAAUUAAUUGACUUUCUGUUUCCAGAAUGGGCUGGUUAUAUCCAAUAGGUACUCUCACCUGACAAAGCUAUUCUGAUAAUUACCUUUCUGGGUGAAAGUGUUUCUUUUACAUCAAUAAUUUCUGUUUACCCAUUAGCCACUCUUUGUAACAAGGCUUUCAAAUAGAAAUUUUUUGUUUAUUUUUUUCCCAAGGCUAGAUUGAAUAAUCCUUAGUUUUCAGAAUAAGGAUUACUGCUUUCAGAGGAAGUAAUAUAGAAGCAGGCUUACUAAAGAAACUUUUUUUAUAAUUGAAAAGUGAAUAUUAUGGGAUGUGAUGCAAACUUUGUUCAGAAAUUUUAUGAGGAUAUUUCUCUCUUGCCUCAUUUUAUGAUCACAUCACCUUUUUGCCAUGACAUUGAAGACCAUUGACUUUUGCAAAAAAGAACAGAUUGUCUUUCAUUGCCUUAUAGUGUAAGGAAGAUAUAUAUUUUAUAACCUGUGCUAUACUUUUGCCUAGAGAAACAAGAUAUGGCUUUAAACAGCUACACUUAUCUGUGGAUGCAUGUGUCACUGCUACUUCAAUUUAUUGGAUGCUUUUGAGCCUUGGAAUUUUUAUUUCAUUUUAAAUAUUGUCUGUACUUUUAAAUAAAGAACUAAUGAUGUCAGGAAAAUGUC
Molecule: messenger RNA, 3370 nt
Organism: Lemur catta (Ring-tailed lemur)
Lineage: Eukaryota; Metazoa; Chordata; Mammalia; Primates; Lemuridae
Gene: KNG1
Product: kininogen 1
Exons: 11
Coding region: 267-2210 (647 amino acids)
Biological process (GO): negative regulation of endopeptidase activity; positive regulation of cytosolic calcium ion concentration; negative regulation of blood coagulation
Cellular component (GO): extracellular region; blood microparticle
Molecular function (GO): cysteine-type endopeptidase inhibitor activity
Source: RefSeq, a predicted model, not a curated record